This is a messenger RNA of Anarrhichthys ocellatus (wolf-eel), 11106 nucleotides long. RefSeq names its product leucine rich repeat transmembrane protein 2a (gene lrtm2a). NCBI's taxonomy places the organism in Eukaryota, Metazoa, Chordata, Actinopteri, Perciformes, Anarhichadidae. The coding region runs from base 7841 to 9049 and encodes 402 amino acids. The record is from RefSeq and is a predicted model, not a curated record. Gene Ontology annotation, molecular function: protein binding. The transcript is spliced from 6 exons. Gene Ontology annotation, biological process: positive regulation of synapse assembly; axonogenesis.
CCACAUGCACGACUGCACACACAUAGGGAAAAGAAGAGGGGGAGGUGGGGGCACAAAUACACAUGCACACAGAAAGACAGCCCUCAAGUGUAAAUGCUUGGAAGAACACACACACACACACACACACACACUCUGACGCGUGCCGAGUGCAGGAAUCACAAACAUAGCGACACACAGAGGGGCAAGCGCAUGACGCCAGCAACCUAACGCCGUUGUCUCUCUCUCUCUCUCUCUCUCUCUCUCUCUCUCUCUCGCUCUCUCUCUCACACACACACUCAUCUCUCUCUCUCACACACACACACUUGUCUCUCAGACGCACACGGCAGCGCUCCAGCCAGCGAACAGGACUGCGCUGGACAUAUCGUUCGUAUAGGGAAUAGAUCCGAAGAAAAGGAUUAACCAUCUCCAUCCCUCUCCCUCUACAGACCCCAUCCUCUCUUCUCUCCUCUUGUGUCUCUAAGCCUCUCUUCACCUCGUUUUUUUCCCCUCCACAAUCCCUCCUUUUUCACAAUUUAUUGCUGGGUUGAAUGGAAGCUGGGGGGAUUGUCUCUGUACAGAAAGGAGGAUUAUUCUUGCAUUAUUCACUUGACCAGGAUCUUGAAUGUAUGGAUUUAUUUAAUUGAAGGAAGGGGCAACAGUUUUUAUUUUUGAGAUUUUUUUUAUCUUUUUUAUUUUAUUUUAUUUUUGGGAUAUUCUUUGCGAGGAUGGCUGAUGGCAGAAAGCUAUAAGGCUGGUGCUGUCUGAGAUAUUUGGUGAAAAGGUAAGUCUGCUUGUGGUGUCAGUUCUCUUCUCCUAACUCAUACACACACACGCACAGACUUCAUUUCAACUGCCCCUCAUGUUUUUCACGACUGGAAUUAAAGAUAUACUAUGUCACACAAAGUACUGCAGACGAGGGCAGACUUGCCUUUUUUUUUCUGCAAACAAAUGGACAAUUUUGACGGGGCCAAAGGUGCCUGCUGUGAGGAGGUGGAUGCUGAAAAUGUCAGCCCUUAACCUGUUUCCUGGAUACACACAACAUGCACAUUCACUGGAAUGUUUGGGCUGUGGUUUUGGGGCAAAGCUUGCAGAGGUGGGAAAUAUGGAGAAUGUGAGGAUAUGGGAGUGUUUUUUUUUUUUUUUCAGCUAUUUCUUAUUUACAGCUAAACAUGAAAGAAGUACAUAUAAAGAGAGGCAGCAGUAAACCACUCACGUGACACACACAUGGGUAAAAGGAACUAAAUGAUACGCUGUAAAGAUACGUAUGACUCUAAUUUCUAAACAUGCAGUAUGAGUAAGUAUACAGCAGAUAUAACCUUGUAUUUUUUCUCCUGCCACGAGCCACAUAAUUGUAAGACAAACCGAAUUGUUGUGGUCUUCGUCUGCUCAUAACAAACCACUUGAUACAUAAUCUGUUGAGAUGUAGCUUAGCUGAGGUAAAAAUACUGCAAAAUACUGGGAUAUUUUUUGUUUUGCAUGACUCCUACUGUAUACCAGAUGUACCACCCUUGGAUGUUUUAAAAUUGCAUGAGGUACUCAAACAUGGCGGCCCAUGUAUUCCACUGAAAGCCCAGGUGACUCACAGCGAAAAUGCCAAAAAGAAGUUUGGGUGGCUUCCUGCUUCAAUGCCAAAGCAUGUUCAUUAAAAUCUCGCUCUGUUUAGCUGAAUGAACAUAAAGAAAUAUCCUGGCCUAGAAGUUUAUAUAUUGGGAAUCACAAAAAAGUUCAGGAAAUGUUUACAGCCAUUUAUUAUGUAGUGGUCAUGAAAGUGUCUCUUGAGCCCAAGGCGUCAUGUGAGCUGCAGGUCAGACUUUGGCCACCAAACCAAAAUUGCUGAUCUAAGUGCUACUGUUUCUCUUGGGGGUUAUGUCAGCGUGGAUCUGUGUUAAUAUACUAGAAAUCUUAUGUUACACUUUUCCUACAGCAAAAUAAAUAUCCUAUCAUUUGCCCCUGUUUGUCUAUUGGGCUUGACAUAGACAACUUUACAGACAAACGUAUUUAACUCAAAGAAAGCUACCAUUAGUUGUAAUGAAUCUAAAGGGAAUAAAAACAGCAGUAAUUGCUUUAUUUGGCUGCCUUAAGGCUAGUCGUGCUUCUCGUUUCUCUGACCUUCACAGAAAAUGAUCUCAAUCGAUCUGAAGCCCUCGAUAGUUUCUAUUACAUGGUGUCCUGUUGAUCCCGUGCAGCGUGCCACUGUUUUUUUUUUACCUGUUACCUGCUGUAGAACACUUUGUAGGCUCUAACCUUGUUUAAAAACGGUGUGAUAGAAGAGUGAUUAACAUUCAAGAGCUGCAGUGUGAUUAUAUGAUAACGCAGUGGGUGUGAGGCACUCCACCCUGAUAUCCUCUCUUGUGCCUCUCUACAUUAGCUACCAAUUAAUGGGAAUUGUAUGAAUGUCCUCUAAGUAAUGAAGGCGCAACAUAAACCUGGAGAAAACAAUGAGCACCGACUAAGUCCACGGUUAGUGCUGUAAUUUAAAAAUAAAAAACACCUCAGACUAGUCUGACAACUCCUCCAAUCAUUUCCUACAGACAUGUGGCCACAGUCUUGGUGAUAUUAUUGAUGUGCUUGAAUGAAUAACCAAUCACACACAUAUCCCAAGUACUGUAUUUUUGUUGAGUUGCUGCAGUGCACUGUAAAUUAAGAGUGUGGUACUAGACUAAAAAGCUGAAUUUAUAUACACUAUAGUAAUAUUAAUAAUAAAACAAUACAAAUAAUUAUUUCAAAUAAGCAUAACAUUGUUCACAAUUAGAAUGCCUGCAUGUACGUGUAUGCUUGAACAAAAUAUGUGUUUGUGGACACAUGCAGACGUUUACAACGUGUGUGUGCCGAUGUACAGUAUGCGUCUGCAUACCCACACGCAUGUGUAAUUAUACAUCUGUACAUAUUUUUGCCACAUGUGCCUGUCAACACUCGUGUGGCUCUAUUUGUCAAGCUAUCGGCAUGUGCUUAGGUGUGCGUGUGUUGUGUUGCCCCAAUCUCUCCACUCUCCUGUGUAAGUAAGCCAUUAAAAAUUGAUUUUGAUGAGUUUGGCUGCCCCUCUCUGCCUUUGUUAGCACCCUGCGCUGUUACACAGACACAGACACACACAGACACAGACACACGCAGGUAAAUGCACAUUACCCUUUCAGGUAUUAUGAGUGUUUACUUCUUUUUCCUCUCUGUUGUCAGCUUGAUCGCCUAAAAAUACAUUCAUACAGCAAAACUGUAUUGUCAAUUACAUUUCGUGGGAAACUCUCUCAGAUUAUUUGUUUUUGAGAUAAUACGUUUCUAAUCAAAGUCCACAAACGUCUGAGUAGGACGAGGUCAGAGUGGAUGGGCGGUUAAAUAAAACAAACCAAGGACUUUCAUCCAGGAUACCACUGUUCAUGUUAAACUAGGCCUGAAUCAAACACCAGCCAACUGUCAAAUGCUAAUGUGUGUGAGUACAUGUGUUUGUGUGUGUGUGUGUGUGUGUGUAAAAAGGGAGGAUAGGGUAGAGCUGAAGUUGAAUGGUUGGGCUGUGGGUUUACAGCUGUGAUGUCACUCAUUGAGGGGCCACAAUCGCACAAUCAAACACUCAUACCGUGGCGCACACACACACACACACACACACACACACCUGCCUUCACACAUGGAUAGACAUCCUCUUGAGUGCAUGCAGGUGGAUUUCAAUUUGGGGGCAAAUUGGACAGAAUUCCGGCGAUAUUGAUUAAAAACGAUUAGUCGAGCCGAGUGGGGCAUGUCACAAGAAUGAUGAAAUACUCUGAAAUAUGUGGGCUCAAGUGGGCAAAUCGGGCAAAGAUGUUGUGCACACAGUAGCACAAAGAGGAUUUAAGCUUCUCUGUCAAGGUGAUUCAAGUAGAUGCCUGUUGUAGCACCAACACAACUUUCACUACGUCACGGGUGGAUGAGACGUGAUGUGAAAGAGUUAGCUACGGCAGAUUAGUGAGAAUUACAACUAACAUAUUCCUGAAGUCUUCCUGUUUACAUUAUUGUAUUAACAUAUUUUAUAGACAGUGGGGAUGCUUGCUGGAAAUGGAUUUGCUAGAUCACAAAGAAAUGUAUUUGUCAAGCGUGAAUAAAAAUAAGAACAACGUUGAGCCUUUCUUCAUCUCGCUCGCUCACUAUCGACAGCCUCUUCCCUGCAUCAUAAACAUGGAGGACUAAACACAAGCAGCCCGAGUUGACCAAUCCCAGUUGGUGGUCUCUACUUGUUAUCUCAGCCCCAAGGGGUGCGGUUACAUUUUUGAGGAAAUGCAUGCCGGAGGCUCUGCACAUCAAGCAGCCUUUGCAACACCCCAUGGAGAAUAAAUCCGGCUUACGUGCGGACAGGAAACAGUUAGUGGAAUAAACAGUGAAAAAAUAGGACGGAAAGAGGAGAGAGAAGAGGAGCAGAGGAGAGGAGAAGGUGUUAUUUGACUCCCCAACAUGCAGGCCACUUUGGCGACCAAGUAUUUAGACGUGUGUUUGUGUGUGUGUGUGUUUGAAUGUUUGCGUGAGUGGAUUUUGGCUACCCCCUCAUCCAGGUCAAAUUGGUAAAAAAAGCUUUCUGAGAAUAGCCUGACAGACAGGCUUACCACCACACCACCAGUUUAACAUGAUGGGAACUGAUGGGCGAACAGUAACAUGUGGCUACAGAGGUGACCUUCUGCAACACCUCCAAUACAUCAUUUAUAGGAGAGCUGCAGCAUGAUUGCGCACAGUAGAGUUACCAAAAUGGUACAAAGAAAGAGAAGCAAUAAACAAUUUGAUGCAAAUGAGCUAUUCACCAUUUUGUAUCGAUGCAGACAUUUGACACGACUGAAUGAUUUUACUUUCUGCUCGUAAAGUAACUCACUGCUUCCCAGCCAAAUUGUUUUCCUCCCCAAAAUAAAUCCAAAAUAAACAAACACAAAGGCAUGAAUCAUUUGAAAAAUGGCCAACAUGCAAAACAAGGCAACACUUACAGUCCCAAAGCCGAAACAGAGAUUAAAGAUUGAUUUUCACACAGCUUCAAAUGGCAGCAGAAAUGUUUUAUUCAAUGAACAACUAUGACAAAGGAAAAAAUAGCAUCCAUCUCAAAGUGUGACAAAUGCUUUGUUUGAUGUUGCACAGUAUAUGAGUAAAAUGCAUGGAAAUUAGCAGGAAGUGUAAUAAAGUGAGUGUAUGUUUUAAACAAAAAGACAGCUCCACAGCGCUACUAUUUUAGUCUUGAAAUAAAUUCACAGCUUCCUUGGAAAACAAGGGAAACAUGUAAGAAAUUGAAAGCAGAGAGAGGAAUCUUCCCAAAUUCCCUGAGUUCCUUUCAUUUCUCAUCUGCGCUUCAGAAUCCUUGAAAUGACGUUCACGUGCUCAUUUAAAAAGGAACAACACAAAUUUCCCAGUAGAGCCUGGCUAAUGUGACUUUAAUCACAUGCAGGAAAUCCAUCUGCAGAAUCUCCUCGGUACAAGCCUCUGUUCCUUUGUCAAGGAGAGGAACGAGCCAGAGAGGGAGGGGUGGAACGAGAGAGAGAGAGAGAGAGAGAGAGAAGGGAAGGGGGUGGUGAAUAUUGAAAGAUGAAGGUCAUAAAGAAAGUGAAAAGAUUGAAAGGCGGAGAAAAGAGAUGACGGAGAGGAGAAGAGGAAGUGAGGAAGCAUGGGCUGCGGAGGGAAUAUAAAGACAGAGGGGAGAGAGCUGAGAGACUAGACGAUUGCUUUAUAUUUUGUUCAGCGUCUCGCAGGUACUAAUAGCAAUGAUGAUAACACAAACAUCACCACUGGGGAGCAAAUACACACCGUCCCUAAGAAAAAUGUUCUGGAGCAGAAUUUUAACGUCCUCCCUGUUUAUCAAAGGCACUUAUUUCUACCUCACGGACACUUCUGGCACUUCCUGCCUCGUCUAUAUAGUUUCACUGUCCCUUUUCAACACCUCCUAUCUUUUCUUAUUUCACCUCGUCCCCUCUCCUACCACUCAUAUAUAACCAGUUGUAAAUAACUCACUGACACUCUGAGCAGAUUGAUGGGUGUUACUUUUGGAAGUGACUGCAGUUGUUGUCUGUUUGUCGGCUUGGCCAUUUGCAGAGAAAGUAUAAUUUACUGCAUAUCUACCUGACUCACUAUGUUUUCCUUUUUUUCCCCACACACACUUUAUCCUCCCACAGCUCUAGAUCAUUUUUGCAUAACAUGCCAGCUAAGGCGGUACAGGUGCCAAUUUACAUAUAAUCACUAAAUGCACAUUCACCAACUUUAUGGCACAAUGAGCCGUGUAGGAAAAAAAGCCUGCUUGCGUUUCAGAGUUUUCCCCACAAACAGCUAACCACUGAACAACAGCCUAAUCAGAUUAGUGCGAUAUUUCACACUCUGCUGAUUGGGUUUUGAUGAUACUUUGGGUAAAAAGACGCAUUACACAGCAGCACUCCGGCAUUUUCAAAAUUACACUGAUUGGCCCAGGGGGCGCGAGUCAACAGCGAGCAUCAGUCAUGUGGCACCGAGGUUCCAACAAGCGUUCUCCCGUGGCAAUUUCCCACUCGUCAAACCUAUUUUCCCUGUAAUGACUCAACAGUGACAAGAAGACUCAUCUUUUUCAAAGCAAGUGGGAUAUGUUUCAUUACACUGCUGUAAUUGGACUGGGUCUCUUUUUUUCAACUUAUUUUUUAUCAAAAGAAUAGAAAAUUCACAACCAAUCAUCCAGCACGUUGGUACUGAAAACAAAAUGACAACUGCGAACAAUAUAAUACAACUAACUUAUACACAAUGGUAACACAACUUGUUUCUAGUGCACCACAAUUUCCCAUGACAUUUCAGAUAAGUGGAUCAACGGCAACUAUACUAUAGAACUAUCUUAUUAAACUUGCAGCCCAAUAGCCUGACGCGAAUACUCUUGUACUCUUUGUUAGAAAAGUUUGAAGAAUAACCUCCGAGAUUUCACAGCUGAUAUAAUUUAUGGAAUCAUUUGGACACCAUCAUCCUCAAAAUAUUUGAAUUUCAGGAUCUAGAUGUACUCUCAAGGUGACAUGUCCCUUGCUGUUUACCUUCCUUUGUUCAGCAAGGAGUUCAAAGAGUGUCAGCAGCACUCUACCGUCUCCUGCCUUGCCCAAGGGUAGUUUGGUAGAAUCAUACUCAAAAAACAGAUGCAAUGGCGCUUUGCGUUAUAGCCUUCCUAUUCAUUCUCUCUCUUCCCUUUGACUUUUGUUCCGUCCAUAUGUCUCUGUGUUUCCAUGUUAAUGACAUCAUCCUUCUCUCUUUACCUACCUUUUAUCUCCCUCCUCCCCCUCCCUUUUCCUCCCCUCUCACUCCCUGUGUCAUUUCUCGCUUUGUCCCUUCUUUGUGUGUCAGUCUCUGUGCCAGACAGUAGCAGUAGGGGGUCUGUCUGAGGGAAAGGCAAACCGAGUGUGUAAACUGCCAAAGACACACACAUCUAGUAUUCACGCCUAUGAAAUGCCGGGGGUUUGUUUGGGAUGCUUGAGCGCAAGCACAUACGCGCACAUACAUUCGCACACAAGGGAGCAAAGGUGCACACAGAAAUACACUUUUAAUGUAUGCAAGGAAGCCUUCUGGCAAACAUGAGCGUGCACGCAUACACAGCGUCCUGCUGCGUUAGCCUUCAUUACUGCUAGCGUGUACGGGUGUGUGUAUGCAUGUGUGCGUGUGCAUAUUAGUUUGUGUAGCCCUGUGCAACAACAGUUUGAUGUGAUUUUGCCAAAGAAGUAGAAUUUGCAAAAGUAUGAAGGUGCAAGUAGGAGAAAAUUGCUCUAUUUCACUCAAACUUCUUUAAAUCUAUCUAUUCUCACUCAAUUUGUCUUCUCUCUCCCCACAGGUGUUUUCUUGUAGCAUUUCGCAGUCAGCACCCUAGUGGAGGCCGCAGGCAUGGUGGCUUGACGCCCCGCCCCUCAGACAGAGGAAGGCUGCAGAGCUCUGUGUCAUGCCCCCCCACACCCACCCCCCCGGGGGCAUCGGCCUGCCCCCACCCAGCUCUGCCACCCACCACCCGGCCAGACCUGUCUGCCUCCGUGUCCUCUGCCUCCUGGCGACGCUGCUGUCGGCAGCCACCUCCUGCCCUCCUCCCUGUCUCUGCGACUCAGACGGUCUGGUGGUGGACUGCGGGGGCCGGGCUCUCUCCUCCCUGCCCCCCCUUCACCUCCUGCCUCCAGGGAGCCGCUCCCUCCUGCUAGCCAACAACAAGCUCGCCUCGCUGGGAGCCUCUGCCUUCGCUAACCUCUCCUCUCUGGAGGAACUGGACCUCUCUAAUAACUACCUGGAUAAUUUACCCGCUGGAUUAUUCAGAGACAUGUCCAACCUGACGAGACUGACUCUGCACAACAACUCACUUACAGUAAUGGAAAGAGAUCUCUUCCAGGGUUUGGGGGGUCUUCAGAGUCUGGAUCUGUCCCUGAAUGGCCUGUCCUCUGUUCCUCUGGGGGUACUGGAUGAGCUGCAGAGCCUCAGGUGGCUGUCUCUGGCGGGUAACCGGCUUCAUGGUCUGGAGAGGGCAGCGUUUGAGCCACUUGCAAACCUACGACACCUGGAACUGGGACAUAACCCCUGGGAGUGUGACUGCAACCUCCGCGACUUCAAACACUGGAUGGAGUGGCUGCUGUACAGAGGGGGGAAGGUGGACGCGGUCGAGUGCACGCUACCGAAGGAUCUGCGUGGGCGAGACAUCCGUGGCGUUCCGGUGGAAAUGUUCAACUACUGCCUCCAACUUGAAGAUGAGAAUGGGGGAGCAGGAGGUGAGGGUUCUCGUUCCGGUCCUCCCUGCAGCAGGAACGCUCUUAACCCCAGUGGGGCAACACCAAUCUCUGACAACAGCAACACUGCUGAUGACUCCUCUUCAAACACGAGAGGUGGAGGAGGUGGAGGAGGAGGUGGAGGCGGAGAGGCCCCACCGGAUUGUGUCCGCGCCCGUUAUAAGCCCGUGAGCGUGCGCCGCGCCAUCGGCACCGUGGUGAUUGCCGGCGUGGUGUGCGGCAUCGUUUGCAUCAUGAUGGUUGCAGCCGCGGCUUACGGCUGCAUCUACGCCUCGCUGAUGGCCAAGUACCAGAGAGAGCUGAAGAAGAGGCAGCCACUGAUGGGAGACGGGGAGGCAGACGGGGACGAUAGGGAGGACAAACAGAUCUCCUCGGUGGCCUAGAGGAGUUACAGGACGGGGGGAGGGUUGACAUGUGAAGGUUGGAUAGGGUGAAGAUUGCAAAGGGCUCAAAGAAGACAGGGAUUGAAGAGCUUGUUUUAUGCACGCAGACAGUUAUGGUAUCUCUCAAUCGGACUCUCAAACUGACACCUUUCUCCCACUUUUUAUCGUCCUUUCUUCGUCCUCUUUCUAUUUUUAACCUUCCCCCUCCCUGUCCCUCUCUCGAACACUUCACAUACACCUUAUCUGUUCCCUGAUUUUCUCUUCUAUUUGGAGCCUUUCUCACUGCAGUAUUCGUUACCAAUCAUCCCUCCAACUCGCCUACCAACCACCUACUGCUGCUCUUGGCUGCUGCUGAAUUUACCAUUAUAUUGGCUGAGAGAAUACUGAUUUAGUAAUACCUCUAGUGUGAAACAUAUCAUUUAAGCUGUUACAAGAUGCUUUCGGUGUACAGUCGGUAUUUGUAAAACUGGAUCGAAUUUUCAGGGAUUUGCGGUAUGUAUGGUGUCAAUUGGACCAAUAUUCAUAAUGAUGAGAAGAAGUUGUUGUGUUAGGUUGUGCUCAGCUCUCAUUUUGUUUGUAUCUUUCUCAACCUCUCCAAUGCCAGUAGUUCCUCCAAAAAACCAGGACCCCCACCCUGAUCCCCUUCACCUCCCGUCUGGUCUACUGCUCCUCUGAUGUUCCCUUCGUCCUCCAAAUCCCACAUUUAUAUGGCCAAUGCCUCUCUAGUGCUUUGUUGCAGAGAGAAUACUGGGGAGAUUAUAUGUUGAUAGGAAAUAAAACACAGAGUCUCCUGAGGCUGGUGUCCCUCAAGACUCUUUAGGGAUGUUUAACAGGAAACCAUUUGGAUUGACUAAACAAUCAUUCAUGGAUGGCUGGACCUUUCAAAUACAUGAGGUCAGAGACAACGAUUAGAUAUUUGGACCAGAUCUGUUUCUCUCUGGAUCUUCUCUAGACCAAUAACAUCCACCAGGUGUCACAGACUGGAGCUGUGUAUGGGAUUUUACAUGAAUCGUAUGAGUUCAGUUCAAAGGGGAACAAACCAUUUUAACUGCAAUUUGAGUCUGCUGUAUCUUUCACUUUUGCUCAGAAUAAGGCUCUUGCUGACAUGAUGCUUGUUAAAUUAUCUGGACGGCUCAAAAGUCACUUAUCGUGGUGAAAAAGCGGCCAAGCAAACCUUCUGGUAUUUCUUGUUCUACGCUUCUAGCUAUGCUGGUUCAGAACAGUAGUCACAAUAGUUUUAAUGAAAUUAUUGAGAUUUAAAGGACCACAGACUUUGCUUUAAGACAAAUAUUCUUUGUUCAGAGCUCAUUUUCAGACUGAGUUCACCCGUCAAAGGUGAAUGUUUGCGACUAUGGCAUGGAAGCACUAUCUCAGAGAACCCUGUCUCCUGUCAAGGACUCCAAAACGUCAUCUAAGGACUGAAAACUUCAGACUCCUGCACUUUAUUUCCCUAAUCGGAUCCCCUCUGGCCUCCCUCCUCCCUCCCCUCUCUUUCUCUCUAAAAUGGACGAUUUGCCCAAAGGGAUUAUAACGUACAAGGGAUUAAACAAAAAGAAGCUGCUAUUUUCCCCCCCUCCUCCCCAUCCUUUGAUCUCUCCUUCCAUCUUUCCAUCCAGUGCUAUUCAUGGAAAGUGUUUCACACUUUCCUAAAAGACUUCCCUCCUCCUCCUUUCCUUUCAUCCAUCCCUUCUCCCAUAUUGGUGUCCUUAUGUUUUUCCUCAAAGGUCAGCAAUAUGCAAUGGCUGCUGUGUCACCAUAACAUGAAAAUGAUGUCAUCGCCAAAGAGUCCUUCUGUUAUAAACUUAGCAAUCGUCACAUAUUUAUGAGGAAUCUGUUUGAUUGGCACUCCCUCAUUCACACAAGAAGGUUAGUCUGUUUGCUUUGCAUGGUGUUCGCUUAAGUAUCCUCAUUCAUGCACUGAAAUAUUUAGAUUUCUUUUGUCUUCAGUGAUAAACAGUCUCAAGAAUUUGGCUUCCAUUGCAUAUUGCUCCCCUACAGAAGAACUAUUGUCCCCUCUCAAUUUAUAAUUGGCUGGAAAUAAACCUAUAUUUAUAGUG